AGCUGAAGGUUUUAACAGAAGUAUCUGACGUGUUUAAAGUGAGGUUUCAAACAAAUAAUUCAACCAGCCGACAAAAAUUUGUCUUAAUUAAAAAAAAAACAAUAGACAAAAUGAUUUCUGAUGUGCAGCUUAUGAUUUUUGCCAACUUCUUGGGUGUAUCAUUGUUCCUGUUGGUUGUUUUAUACCAUUAUAUUGAGGCAAAUUAUAUUAAAAACUAAAUCCAAAAUUUGUAGGUUAACAAACACCAAUAUGAAUUAUUCCAAACUUAUGUGUUAUGUAAAUUAAUAAUUAUGGAUUAAAAUAUACUUCAACUUUUCAUUUUUA
Molecule: messenger RNA, 324 nt
Organism: Cimex lectularius (bed bug)
Lineage: Eukaryota; Metazoa; Arthropoda; Insecta; Hemiptera; Cimicidae
Product: dolichyl-diphosphooligosaccharide--protein glycosyltransferase subunit 4
Exons: 3
Coding region: 111-218 (35 amino acids)
Cellular component (GO): oligosaccharyltransferase complex
Source: RefSeq, a predicted model, not a curated record